This is a messenger RNA of Capsella rubella, 1647 nucleotides long. Its product is annotated as arogenate dehydratase 4, chloroplastic. Gene Ontology annotation, cellular component: chloroplast; cytoplasm. Lineage: Eukaryota; Viridiplantae; Streptophyta; Magnoliopsida; Brassicales; Brassicaceae. The transcript has a single exon. The coding region runs from base 136 to 1413 and encodes 425 amino acids. Gene Ontology annotation, biological process: L-phenylalanine biosynthetic process. The record is from RefSeq and is a predicted model, not a curated record. Gene Ontology annotation, molecular function: arogenate dehydratase activity; prephenate dehydratase activity.
AAAGACCAUCUCACUUCUCCCUUAUCUCUCAGCUUUGAGCUUCUCUCUCAACGAAAGAACUCAAGCUUCUCAAACUCUAUAAAUCUUUCAAUACGCCGCCGUUUUUGAUUUUUGUCAUACCAUCAUUACUAAACCAUGCAAGCAGCUACGUCGUCGUGUGAUCUCAAGUUCCGAUCAUCUCUUCCGACAGCUAAAAACCAACGUUUCACCCACGCGGUUCCAAAGCGCGUGGCUGUUACGUGCGGUUAUAAGUCGGAGUCUUUUAGUUUCCCUAACGGCGUCUCCGUGAGUCGAUCUGAUUGGCAAAGCUCAUGUGCUAUUUUGUCUAGCAAAGUUGCUUCCGUUGAAAGUUCCGGCGGUUUAGCCGAUAAAAUCGCCGCCGUUAAUGGUCAUACUAACGGCUCCGUUAAUCUUGGUAUUGUUCCGGUUGAGUCGACUAAUGUGAAAUUAGCUCCGGUUCAGCCGUUGACGAUUACUGAUUUAUCUCCGGCACCGUUGCAUGGUUCUAGUCUCCGUGUAGCUUACCAAGGAGUUCCCGGCGCGUACUCGGAAGCAGCCGCCGGAAAAGCUUAUCCGAAUUGUGACGCCAUUCCUUGUGACCAGUUCGACGUUGCUUUUCAGGCGGUGGAGCUUUGGAUCGCCGAUAGAGCUGUGCUUCCGGUGGAGAACUCACUCGGUGGUUCGAUACAUCGGAACUACGAUCUUCUCCUCCGUCACCGUCUCCACAUCGUCGGUGAAGUUCAGAUUCCGGUUCACCAUUGCCUCCUUGCACUUCCCGGAGUCAGGACAGCUUGCGUUUCGCGGGUGAUUUCUCACCCGCAAGCCUUAGCUCAGACAGAACACUCCCUAGACGUCCUUACACCACACGCAGCGCGUGAAGCUUUCCACGACACAGCUGCAGCUGCAGAAUACAUCGCAGCCAACAACCUCCACGACACGGCAGCUGUUGCAAGCGCACGCGCUGCCGAGCUCUACAAUCUCCAGAUAUUAGCAGACGGGAUCCAAGACGAUCCCGGGAACGUCACGCGCUUCCUAAUGCUAGCGCGUGAGCCUAUAAUCCCACGCACGGACCGACCUUUCAAGACGAGCAUAGUCUUUGCUGCACAAGAACACAAAGGAACAAGCGUCCUCUUCAAAGUCCUCUCGGCUUUCGCUUUCAGAGACAUUAGCCUGACUAAGAUCGAGUCCCGGCCGCACCACAACCGUCCCCUCAGGGUGGUUGGCGACGGGAGCUUUGGCACGGCCAAGAACUUUGAGUAUAUGUUUUACGUAGAUUUUGAAGCGUCGAUGGCGGAGCCGCGUGCACAGAACGCGCUAUCGGAGGUUCAAGAGUACACGUCGUUCUUAAGAGUGCUGGGAAGUUACCCCAUGGAUAUGACACCAUGGUCCAUGACAUCCACCGAAGAAGCAUGACCCCAUCGCCUUAAACAAAACCAAUAAAUUUAUUGAAUUAUUAUGUUUUUAUUUUUUGGGUUGUUGUGAAAAAAAAUGUACUAGUAUAUACUAAAAUUAAAUCGUAAAUGUAGAGCUCGUUACUCACGUGGUGAUUAGGAGAAAACAAUUUGUUUUAUUUGUCUGUUACUAUAAUACAAGAUCUCUCUUACUUAAUGGAGAAAACAAAUUUUAUUGAAGAGUUCCUUGAUUUUA